AUGGCUUUACUAAUCUCUGGUCUCGGCUAUCUGCUGUGUGUUGUACUCUUCGCCGUCAUCCCCGCGAAAAACCCAAGCUACUGGGCCUAUGUCUUUCCAGCGAUGCUGGGAGCCACACUUGGAGUGGACAUCACCUAUGGUGUAGCCAACAUCUUCAUCACAACAAGUCUCCCAAAGAAUAGGCAAGCACUGGCCGGAGCGAUCAUCAAUAGCGAAAUCUUUUUGGGAAUCAGCUUUUUCCUGGGUGUGGCGGAUAUGAUCCAGCGGUAUGAGCACUCGGACAUAUAUCGCGGCCCGUUUUACCUAGGGGUUGGCUGCGCCACCACUUCGCUUCUUAUAAUUGCCGCAUUCCUCCACAUUGGCAGAGCCAAGAGCGACCUCACAGCUGAUGAGCGGGCCAGACAACUGGUGGAAGUUUCGUCUGAGCAAAAGUCGCGGCAUCGGCCAUAA
Messenger RNA from Exophiala bonariae, 450 nucleotides. RefSeq lists its product as uncharacterized. The record is from RefSeq and is a predicted model, not a curated record. Lineage: Eukaryota; Fungi; Ascomycota; Eurotiomycetes; Chaetothyriales; Herpotrichiellaceae. Bases 1 to 450 code for a protein of 149 amino acids. The transcript has a single exon. Gene Ontology annotation, cellular component: membrane.